Molecule: messenger RNA, 645 nt
Organism: Phyllostomus discolor (pale spear-nosed bat)
Lineage: Eukaryota; Metazoa; Chordata; Mammalia; Chiroptera; Phyllostomidae
Gene: CHCHD5
Product: coiled-coil-helix-coiled-coil-helix domain containing 5
Exons: 4
Coding region: 163-495 (110 amino acids)
Source: RefSeq, a predicted model, not a curated record
AGUGGAGUCAGAGAGCCGCCAUGACGGGUUGGCUGUGAAAGCAGUAGGGCAGCCCGGCUGCUGUGCUACCGGAAAAAAAGGCCAGAGGGCCCGCUAUGACAACCUGACGCCGGAAAAGGCUGGGCGCUCCUUCCAGACUGAUUCCCCCACACCCUUCUCGACAUGCAGGCAGCCCUGGAGGUCACUGCCCGCUACUGCGGCCGGGAGCUGGACCAAUACGGCCAAUGUGUGGCCGCCAAGCCUGAGUCCUGGCAGCGGGAUUGUCAUCACCUCAAGAUGAACAUCGCUCGAUGCACCUCCAACCACCCAGUCAUCCGUCAGAUCCGCCAGGCCUGCGCGGAGCCCUUUGAGGCCUUCGAGCAGUGUCUACGGCAGAAUGAGGCAGCUGUGGGCAACUGUGCGGAGCACAUGCGCAGCUUCUUGCAGUGCGCUGAGCAGGUGCAGCCUCCGAGCCCAUCCGCAACUGUGCAGGCACAGCCACUUUCUGCCUCCUGAGGACUCAACCAUAAGAAAACUGGACAGGAGUGACUGGCCACUUAAUGCCCCCAGCCCUGAAGAGUGACCAAUUACUGUCCUGAGGGCCUUGAACGUGGACCUAGUCUCUAGACAUUAGGACUCACAUAAAUAAAGACUGUGUAUACUAGG